Messenger RNA from Brassica napus (rape), 348 nucleotides. RefSeq lists its product as uncharacterized. The transcript is spliced from 5 exons. The record is from RefSeq and is a predicted model, not a curated record. NCBI's taxonomy places the organism in Eukaryota, Viridiplantae, Streptophyta, Magnoliopsida, Brassicales, Brassicaceae. Bases 19 to 348 code for a protein of 109 amino acids.
UUGGAACGAGCCACAUAUAUGAUGAAAGUUGCUUUUGGAGGUGUGGAUUCUGUGAGUCAUCCACCACGUCAACCUGGCCGUAGCAAUGAGCAGACAGGAACCUCAAAUGCUCUUGCAUUCCCAGGUUCUAAGAGUACCCAAAAGGGUGUGACAGAAUGCUCUUGUUGUUGGUCCAACUUUACAUCCAAAGGUCUUCUGUGUGCUAAGAGACAGAAGAUGUUGGAAGACAUGGAAAAAGACUUUGAAGGUGGACAAGAAGCAGAUAAGCUUGAUGAAGGAGGAGGUAGCAAAAGCAGGGGAUCGUUAGACAUUAGGUUUAGAGUGGAAAAGGUCCAAGCUCGUGUGUGA